AUGCGACCGAAAAGGCGGCGGGAGGCGGUCGAGAAAACGGACGGGGAUGUGAUACAGUACAUAGAAGAGCGUCUCCGGUCCUUGAGUGACGGAGAGACGGCCCGCGGACUGGGACUGGUGGUAUCAUACGAUGGGGUCUUGUGCUCCACGACCAAAGGCGAGACCGGAGCCGAGAGUGAGUCCGACACGUACCCGGCCGACUAUCCCUACGAGGUGAAGUUCGACGGCCAGCAACUGCUUUACAACACGCGCUGGACCAACUGGGCACCGUACUACGACACGUGGGAGCCGCGCGAGAAUUUCGAAACCGCGACCUUCAAUGACUUGCUUUCCUACCUGGCGCUCAAGUUCUUUGCCCUAUGGCUAGGACAACGACGUCGAGAAGGCUCCGAUAGAGUUGAAAUCGGUUCUGACAAAGGUACCGCCCUUGACAGUCAGUUUGUUUAUGAGAUGAGGAAUCUUAUCAAAUUCUUCCCGACGUCGCAAAAGACGGUGCAAAUGUUCCUUUGGUACGAUUCAAAGAAGUUCGUGAAUUGGGAGCUGGGUGCGAAGGUUCCCCCAUCGGAGGGUGCAGGACGGAGCUAUUCCGAAGCUUUGAAGAGCUUGAUGUUCCAUCUGACCGAGGUUAUUCCCGGUAACACUCUCUGGUACUGGCAGGGAGACCACGACCCCAGCUUCAGCCACUACCGGCUGCCCAAGAGCAGAGCCGUCGACUUGAACUCUGUGCCAGGAGAGGUGCUGGUGGACUUGCACAGUUCGGAAACUUUACUUCAAGUAUCCUACCCACUUAAAUUCAGAGCUGAUGCCUCCGAGGAGGUGGAAGCUGUGCAGAAACUGCGAACGGCCUGUGCCGUCCGAAGCUCUGAGCAAAAGAACACGCAUGGGAUAAAUACCCUUGAGGAAGACACGCGUGUGACGGAUAUGGGUGAGAAAACAACCGGAGGUUAUAAAGAACGAGAUAUCACCGUUCAACAACAGCGUCGACCAAGUUCGCCCGCGGCCAAGGGAUGCCGUACGGCAUGCUCGGACUUGUCGGGAAUUACGUCCGUAACUCUCGCUGAAGGCUGCCCUCCCGCUGGAGACUCAGCUGACCCGUGGGGGGAGGCUAGGAUUAGUUGUCACCUGAGUGGAGGCAGGAUGACCGUCCUCGACGAUGAGACGGUGCAGCAAGACCUAAUUUGGCGACCGCCGUGGGCCGAUCUGUCAGCGGCCAUACGAAGGCACGGUCAGUCACUGCUGCCUGCCUACAGCUCGUUACGGUCGUAUGUGCCCUUGCACAUUGAGAAUAUGUUGAGCAUCGAGGAACCGGCUACGAGCGAAGCAGCCGGACAUGCACAGAGCAAACUGUGGAAGACACGGGCGUCGGAGGUGAAUGUGUGGAAGGUCAAUGUGGUGGCGGCGGCGACCGAUUCGAAAGAAAAUCGUAGCGCCGACCCUGUGUGCUCUGACUCCAACUCUAAACAUGUGCACCCGAUCACAAAGCAAGUGUGCUUGCUCUCUUUUAGGCGCUACUACGGCCACAGUGGACCCCAGUCGGUGUGGGUAGAUGCGGGGGUGGUGGCUGGUCAGUUCCCGUUUUUAUUGGCUAACUACUUCUGCGACCAAGUCAUCAGCGAGUACAUACGUACGUGUACUGUCGAGUUCGAGUUAUUCUUGCCCGGGUUGUUGUGGGAGGCCCGGUGGGCGCUUGCUGACCCGGAGCAACUGCGGAGCGUCACGGUUCAGUGGGCGGACAAGCGCCAGAGAGGUGGUCCCUCCAAAUCGCGGAGGAAAGCAGAAGCGGAAUGGCAGAUGAAGACGCAGAUGACCACCCAGACGACAACGCAGACGAAGGAGGAAGAGCAGGGGAGAAGAGGGCACUAUACGGUCGCGACAGAGGCGGAAACGACCGGGGCGGAUUAUGCGUCAGCGUCAGCGACACAUUCUUACCGGGGGCCGCAGGAGGACCUGGUGGUCAUCGACAGUUCCGAAGACGAGUUGGACAAGAGCAGAGCAGGGGACAAGAACAGGGCAGGGCGCCGGAGCAGGGCAGGGGCCGACCCGGGGUCGCCUCAGGGACAGUUGCGUAGUCGCUUAGCCGCGUCGGAGUGGGUGUUGGUAGCACUGAGGGGGCGGUUUCAAGACGUGUUUUCGGCUUUGUACCAGCUGGCCGUGACCUUUGAGAAACUCCGGAUCGAAGUGGACGGGGCGGAGCUGAGACAGGCACUCAAUGUACCGCAACCGGAACCUGUGUCGGGCCACGACACACGCAUCGUCCUCAUGCUGCCGCUUCCCCGGUCACCACCAACUGGUCAAAAGGCGCCACCCAGUGGUCAUGACGCGGCGGUCGACCCGGCCCCAGCGGCGGCGAAACCUCCCACGUUCGACUGGUCCCCCUUCCUUAACUCUCCCGGAACCGCCGAUAAUUCUGGCGCCAAAGACAAGACCGAGGCCAGAACUAAGACCGAGAACAGAACUGAGACCGAUCAGGGUCGGUUGACGGAGUGUCUGGGGCCGCGUCCGGGCGAGGUGGCGUGGUUGAUACGACUUAUGCGAGGUGUGUGCGGCGAGGGGGCGGUUGAGUACCCGCCGUUCAAGUUGAGUCCGGCGUCGGACGCACAUUUGCACAAAACCGCUGCGUUGGUCGGGCCUUACACUGGCGUGCGAGAAGAACCUUUCGUCGCACCCCUUCUCUUCUUCGACCGACCUGUCAAGGCCAUGCUGUGUGUGCAAGCCGCGCUCGCCGCACUUGUUAAACGUCAUGUUACCACACACGUGUGCGGCGCACGCGACUACCUCCUCUACAGAACUUUCUUCUGCAGUCCCGGCCUGCGGGCCCCCGGGUCGGGGAAGCGGGGGCCCGGAGAUGACUCUGCGUUAUAUCGUCAAGUGCUCGCCAUGCCCAGGCCCCAAUUUUUCGACGACCCGCGCACGUUCCAUCAAAUCUGCCAACUCGAAAACUCGUUGUGGGCCCAAUUGCUGGCUACCUCGCCAGACGCACCCGCCCUUCCCCCGCUGAACCUGACCCGCGUGAUCUCCCCACCGACUACCCGGGCAAUGACCGCCCCGAGCGUGACCUCUCCGGCCACCGCAACCGUGGCCGCUGAGCUUGGUCUGCGCGACCGCUACGCCCAUUUGUUGGCGUAUGGGCUCUUGUCCUACGGAUGCCCCGCACCCGUGUGCCCGAAUGAGACGACUUUCGUCCCGGCCGCCUUCCAAGUCGACGAGUGGGGUGACCUGGUCCUUCAAAAUCACACCGGGGCCCGCGCUUACUAUCUCGGCCCGUCUUUCAGCCGCAACGACGUCCAGGGGCACUUUGCGCCCGUCGUAGAUGACUGA
This is a messenger RNA of Gregarina niphandrodes, 3318 nucleotides long. RefSeq lists its product as hypothetical. The transcript has a single exon. The coding region runs from base 1 to 3318 and encodes 1105 amino acids. NCBI's taxonomy places the organism in Eukaryota, Apicomplexa, Conoidasida, Eugregarinorida, Gregarinidae. The record is from RefSeq and is a predicted model, not a curated record.